GCUGAGUCUGUAACUGGGUGAUCGUUGCUGCACUACGUGGUUUAAUCUGAACCUGCUGCUGUGGUUGUUGGCGUGCAGCUCUGCGUGUACUUCCUGUCACCGCUGACCCUGACGAUGGUGCUGAGGGAGGUUCCAGUUGAAAACAUCACCCGCCCUCUGGGCAGGAACGAGGUCAUCGGCCUGCUCUUCCGUCUCACCAUAUUCGGCGCCGUCACCUACUUUACCAUCAAGUGGAUGGUGGACGCCAUCGACCCCACCAGGAAGCAGAAGUUGGAGGCUCAGAAACAGGCCGAGAAGCUGAUGCGUCAGAUCGGCGUGACGAACGUGAAGCUGUCUGAAUAUGAGAUGAGCAUCGCCGCUCACCUGGUGGACCCGCUGAGCAUGCAGAUCACGUGGAGAGACAUCGCAGGUCUGGACGAGGUGAUCACAGAGCUGAAGGAGACGGUGAUCCUACCUGUCCAGAAGAGACACCUGUUCCAGGGAUCCAGACUUCUGCAGCCCCCCAAAGGCGUGCUGCUGUACGGGCCCCCGGGCUGCGGUAAGACGUUGAUCGCCAAGGCGACAGCGAAGGAGGCGGGGUUUCGCUUCAUCAACCUGCAGCCGAGCACGCUGACGGACAAGUGGUACGGCGAGUCACAGAAGUUGGCCGCCGCCGUGUUCUCAUUGGCUGUCAAACUGCAGCCGUCAAUCAUCUUCGUCGACGAGAUAGACUCGUUCCUGAGGAGCAGAUCCAGCUCGGACCACGAAGCCACGGCCAUGAUGAAGGCUCAGUUCAUGAGUCUGUGGGACGGACUGGAUACUGACUACCACUGUCAGGUGAUCAUAAUGGGCGCCACGAACCGUCCUCAAGACCUGGAUUCUGCUAUCCUGAGGAGGAUGCCCACAAGGUUCCACAUCAACCAGCCGAGCGUGAGGCAGCGGGAGCAGAUCCUCCGGCUG
Micropterus dolomieu (smallmouth bass) is the source of this 939-nucleotide messenger RNA. It is a transcript of the gene atad1b, whose product is annotated as ATPase family AAA domain containing 1b. NCBI's taxonomy places the organism in Eukaryota, Metazoa, Chordata, Actinopteri, Centrarchiformes, Centrarchidae. The record is from RefSeq and is a predicted model, not a curated record. Gene Ontology annotation, molecular function: ATP binding; ATP hydrolysis activity. Gene Ontology annotation, cellular component: mitochondrial outer membrane.